CUAAUGUUCGUGUGCGUGUGUUUCUAGUCGGGUAAACGCCGUGGUUACACGCGGAAAGCCCGUGUGAGAUGGCGGUCGGGACGCUGACCGUCUAGAAUUGUUCCCAAUCGCUUGGUUUGUCACCUUUGUUCCUUACCGAUCUCCUUCUUCGGGUCCGAGCAAUGGAGGGGGGCAAACCCAACCUGUCGCUGGUCUACCAGGCUGUCCAGGCCCUGCACAACGACCCGGAUCCGGCCGGAAAGGAACGAGCCUCGGUGUGGCUGGGAGAGCUCCAAAGAUCGAUGUAUGCCUGGGAGAUCUCCGAUCAGCUGCUGCAGCUCAAGCAGGACGUGGAGUCUUGUUACUUCGCUGCUCAGACCAUGAAGAUGAAGAUCCAGACUUCAUUCUACGAGCUUCCUCCUGAUACCCACAAUGCACUGCGAGACUCGCUGCUGUCUCACAUCCAGAACCUCAAAGACCUGUCGCCCAUCAUUGUGACCCAGCUGGCUUUGGCCAUCGCAGAUCUCGCUCUUCAGAUGGCCUCGUGGAAAGGAUGUGUGCACACGCUCAUGGAAAAGUAUAACGCUGAUGUCAGCUCCAUGCCCUUCCUCGUCGAGAUCCUGACUGUGUUGCCCGAGGAGGUCCACAGCCGCUCGCUACGUAUCGGAGCCAAUCGGAGGACGGAGAUCAUUGAGGACUUGGCAUAUUACUCUUCCACCGUGGUGGCGCUAUUGGCGUCGUGUGUGGAAAAGACUGGCAGCAACGAGAAGAUGCUGAUUAAGGUCUUUCGUUGUCUGGGAAGCUGGUUCAACCUGGGGGUACUGGAUAGCAACUUCAUGGCCAGUAACCAGCUUCUCAUGGUCCUCUUCCAAGUUUUGCAGAGGGACGACACCUCCACGAACCUUCAUGAGGCGGCCUCAGACUGUGUGUGCUCCGCCCUCUACGCCAUCGAAAACGUGGACACCAACAUGACGUUAGCGCUGCAGCUCUUCCAGGGCGUCUUGACCCUGGAGACAGCCUAUCACAUGGCUGUGGCUCGUGAGGACCUUGACAAAGUUCUUAACUAUUGCAGAAUCUUCACCGAGCUGUGCGAGACCUUUUUAGAGACCACUGUCAGGAGUCCGGGUCAGGGCAUGGGCGACCUAAGAACGCUGGAGCUGCUGCUGAUCUGUGCCGGACACCCCCAGUAUGAGGUGGUUGAAAUCUCCUUUAACUUCUGGUACCGUCUUGGUGAAAAUCUCUACAAGAUCAACGAUGUGGCCCUUCACAGCGUUUUCCGACCGUACAUUCAGAGACUAUUGCACUGUUUGGCCCGACAUUGUCAGCUGGAUCCAGACCACGAGGGAAUUCCAGAGGAGACGGAUGACUUUGGCGAAUUCAGGAUGAGGGUUUCUGACCUGGUUAAAGAUGUGAUUUUUCUUGUUGGUUCUAUGGAGUGUUUCUCUCAGUUGUAUUCUACUCUCAAAGAAGGGAAUCCUCCUUGGGUGGUGACCGAAGCCGUGCUCUUUAUCAUGGCUGCCAUCGCUAAAAGUGUAGAUCCGGAGAACAACCCCACCCUUUUGGAGGUGUUGCAGCAGGUUGUGCUGCUCCCAGAAGUAGUUCACAUGGCGGUGCGCUACACAAGCAUUGAGCUGGUUGGAGAGAUGAGCGAGGUUGUGGACAGAAACCCCCGAUUCCUUGACCCAGUGCUGAACUACCUGAUGAAAGGUCUACGGGAGAAACCUCUGGCCUCGGCCGCAGCAAAGGCCAUCCACAACAUCUGCUCCGUGUGCCGGGACCACAUGUCCCAACACUUCCAGGGUUUGCUGGACAUCGCUCGCUCUCUGGACUCCUUUGCAUUGUCCACAGAGGCUGCGGUGGGACUGCUCAAAGGCACGGCGCUGGUCCUCGGGCGUCUUCCUCUGGAGAAAAUUGCAGAGUGCCUCGGCGACUUGUGUGAUGUUCAAGUUGCAGCUCUGAAAAAGCUUCUGGCCGAAGAAUCAACCAACGGCCGAUCCGCUGAUCCGACCGUCUGGCUGGACAGACUGGCUGUCAUUUUCAGACACACAAACCCCAUCGUGGAGAAUGGACAGACACACCCUUGUCAGAAGGUCAUCCACGAGAUCUGGCCCGUGCUGUCCGAGACUCUGAACAGUCACCAGGCUGAUAACCGAAUUGUGGAGCGAUGCUGCCGCUGCCUCCGCUUUGCCGUACGCUGUGUGGGAAAAGGCUCCGCCUCCUUGCUGCAGCCAUUGGUCACGCAGAUGGUGAGCGUGUACCAGGUGUAUCCACACUCGUGCUUCCUGUACCUGGGCAGCAUCCUGGUGGACGAGUAUGGCAUGGAGGAGGGCUGUCGGCAGGGUCUUCUGGACAUGUUGCAGGCUUUGUGCAUGACAACCUUCCAGCUGUUGGAGCAGCCCAAUGGUCUCCGGAACCACCCUGACACCGUUGACGACCUCUUCAGACUAGCGACCAGGUUUGUCCAGCGGAGUCCUGUCACGCUGCUCGGCAGCAGCAUCGUGGUUCACAUCAUCCGGUGUGCCAUCGCCGCCACCUCGCUGGACCACAGAGACGCUAACUGCAGCGUGAUGAAGUUUGUGCGAGACCUCAUCCACGCGGGCGUGGCCAACGACCACAUGGAGGACUUUGAGUUGCGGAAGCAGCUGAUCGGCCAAGCCAUGGAGCAGCACGGCCAGCAGCUCGUCACCCAGCUCAUGCACUCGUGUUGCUUCUGCCUUCCGCCGUACACGCUACCCGACAUUGCAGAGGUGUUGUGGGAGGUCAUGGUUUUUGACCGGCCGACAUUCUGUCGCUGGUUAGAAAGCGCUCUCAAAGGCUUACCCAAGGAGACGUCUGGAGGAACGGUUACGGUCACGCACAAGCAGCUGACAGAUUUCCACAAGCAGGUCACCAGUGCUGCUGAAUGUAAACAAGUGUGUUGGGCCAUCAGAGAGUUCACCAGAUUAUUCCGCUAAACGCAUAUAAAGUCUUGGGAAUUGAGACGCGGCAGCAGAAGCUGGAAGUGCAUACAAGGCUCUGACGAGACGCUGACUGGACGCUACGGGGUGGACAGAUGAUUUAACAGAUGCACCUGCAGCAGGUGGGAGGUGGGGAGGGCAGGCCGAGGAGGCUUCACAAAGUGAAACGGGAUGUGCCUGGUCAACUGUUUUUAAGAGAAACUUUAUUUUUUGGACUGGAUGGUUAGGGCGAUGCUGUACAAAGAGCCAAAUGGUAUCCCGUGGACGACACGAUGUCACCUUGGACCAUUUGAAAGUCGACUUUCAUUGGACUCGUUUUUGCGUGACGGAAUGAACUCUGACAUGACGUCAUCACGGAUAUUGCCUUGUUGUAGACAAUAAACACCAAAUGUCAUAUCA
Molecule: messenger RNA, 3335 nt
Organism: Doryrhamphus excisus (bluestripe pipefish)
Lineage: Eukaryota; Metazoa; Chordata; Actinopteri; Syngnathiformes; Syngnathidae
Gene: tnpo3
Product: transportin 3
Biological process (GO): protein import into nucleus
Cellular component (GO): cytoplasm
Source: RefSeq, a predicted model, not a curated record